GUUCGGUGCUAAUGUCGAGCGACGAGUCUUCUCUCAUCGAAUACAGACAAACUACUAAAUACUAGAAGUGCGACAAAUCCUGCCCAGACCAAAUCAAACCUCCCUUUGAUGUACCGAUCAAGGAGCGAACGCAAUCGAACGCCAACGCCGACUUGGGAAACCGUUGGCUCGCGCCGUAAACACCACUUAAACACCGAUUCGAAAUUCGAACACCUCCAAAUCUGUAACGACAUGUGCCUUGGCUUGCGUUGGAAUCUCGGUCUGAACCCGACUUAAUACAACUCUGAGAACGUUGGCCUGAAAGUAAUCUCUCGUUUCUGAUUGGUCGGCAUUUCGCACCGCUGUCAGUUGACGUGUCUGUGCGUGGCAUUUACGGUAUGCGAUAAACGUCCAGAUUCCUGGUGAUAUGUUGUAAGAUAAGGGGUGUUUGAUUAUUAGUGGUUGUGGUUUGGUUUUCUGCGGGGUUAGCUUAUAGAUAUUCUAACAAAGUUACUUAACUUCACCCGCUAAGCUUUUAUAAAAUUAAAAAAUCCAAAAAAAUGGUAAAACCAGUCAGAAAAACCUCAAAUAAGAAUCCACCGAUUCUAAGCCAUGAAUUCAUCAUCCAAAAUCAUGCUGAUAUCGUGUCCUGUAUCGCAAUGGUGUUUGUUGUGGGACUUAUGGUCCACGCUACAACCCCUAUUGCGUCGGUAUUUAUCACCCUCCAGCACAACGUGACAGAGGCCCGAGAGAUCCCUUUGUAUAGUCCUGGGAUAAAAGACUGGGCUUGCAUUUUCUUCUACAGCUUAAUCUGUAUCGUUAUCCAUGCCAUCAUUCAGGAAUAUGUUUUGGAUAAAUUUUCAAAAAAACUCCAUUUGUCCAAAUCCAAGCUAGCAAUAUUCUCUACAAGUGGGCAGCUCCUGGUGUUCUACUUGGUCUCAGCUGGUUGGGCUCUGGACAUUGCCAUCAAAGAGAUGUUCCUCUUUGACAUUUCCAGGCUGUGGUCAGACUAUCCAUCACCAAUGUCAUUCAUGCUUAAACUGUACUUCAUCAUUCAACUGGCUUAUAACCUGCAUGAAAUUCCAGAACUGUAUUUCCAAAAGACAAAGAAGGAGGAAUAUUUUGCCAAGGCUACUCAAAGCGUUGUAGCACUGGCUUUGAUUGCUAUACCAUACUUUUUAAACUUCAAUCGUUUGCUGGUAUGUCUGUUGGCAUUCCAUCACCUUGCUGAACUAUUCUACCAUGGAUCUCAACUUAUUGAAACUGUAGAUAAAGAGGAAAAAUUCACAAAAGCUACCAGGCUGGUAACAAACACAUUACAACUUCUGGCACGUCUAGGAAGUAUAAUCUUGGCCAUUUUGACCCUUUGGUAUGGUCUUGCCUUGGUAGAACAGAAGCCUCUUGAUCUGAAUACUGGCCACUUUAAUACUCCUUACAUCCGUCUGGGAGUUUUAGGUGGAAUAUUGGCUCUACAGAUGUAUUUGACUUUCAAUGUCAUCAACCAAGAGAUAGCUAGAUCUAGGGAGAACAAAGUAGUCACCAGUGUGCCUAAGACCAAGGUUCCAAAGAAGGAAAAAUCCAAGAAGAGCAAGAAAAAUGAAGAGUCUGAUCUACCAGAGGUUGACCAGAAUACAAACAAAACUCUGAGAAAGCAGAAAGUGAAAUAAACUUGCUAUAUUUUCCAAUUCACCAACCUUAAAUGACAAACAGAAUUGCUUUAAAUCUGUAACUAUAAAAAUAGGAAAACUUAUUCAACUAAGCAUGAAUAGUAUGACAUUGUUUUAGGCUCCUAGCCACUUUUUUUUGUAAAACUGGUAAGUAUAUAAAAAGGACAACUUUCUUUCAGGGAAAGCUUAAUAUUUUCUUCCAUAGUAAAAUGUGUCUUCUUUGUUUUUUAUGUUUUAGUCAUGUUGAUUAUAUAAGUAUAAUACUAUAUUUUGUUGAGAGAUUAUUUUUAAGAUAAACAUAUUGCUGAAAUUUUGUAUGAUCCCUCCAGUAUAUUAUUUUUAAUAUAAUUAUUUC
Molecule: messenger RNA, 2001 nt
Organism: Acanthoscelides obtectus
Lineage: Eukaryota; Metazoa; Arthropoda; Insecta; Coleoptera; Chrysomelidae
Source: the annotation of a GenBank genome assembly